Messenger RNA from Loa loa (African eye worm), 1314 nucleotides. RefSeq lists its product as hypothetical. NCBI's taxonomy places the organism in Eukaryota, Metazoa, Nematoda, Chromadorea, Rhabditida, Onchocercidae. Gene Ontology annotation, molecular function: delayed rectifier potassium channel activity; protein binding. Gene Ontology annotation, cellular component: axon; dendrite membrane; neuronal cell body membrane. Bases 1 to 1314 code for a protein of 437 amino acids. The transcript has 10 exons. The record is from RefSeq and is a predicted model, not a curated record. Gene Ontology annotation, biological process: protein homooligomerization; potassium ion transmembrane transport.
AUGGAUUGCGAACAUCGCGUCAUAUUGAAUGUUGGGGGCAUUCGACAUGAAACAUAUACUCAUGUACUCAAAAAAAUUCCAGCCACAAGACUAUCCAGACUGACAACAAAUUUGGCAAAUUACGACCCUGUGCUGAAUGAAUAUUUUUUUGAUCGUCAUCCUGGUGUUUUUUCAAUGAUUUUAAAUUAUUAUCGAACAGGAAAGUUGCAUUAUCCGACCAAUGUUUGUGGUCCUUUGUUCGAGGAUGAAUUGGAAUUCUGGGGCCUAGACUCAAAUCAAGUAGAACCAUGCUGCUGGAUGACUUAUACACAACACCGGGAUACCCAAGAAACGCUGGCUGUAAUCGAAGGUUUAGACCUGGAUGCCGAUCCUCCAACCCAGGAAGAAACUGCGAAAAAAUUUGGCUGGGAAGAUGAUUAUUACUCAGGCAAUUUGUCAAAAUGGCAACAGCUUAAACCAAUGGUAUGGGCGAUGUUUGAUGAGCCUUGGUCUUCUCAAUAUGCUAAGAUGAUUUCGUCCUCUUCUGUAUUUUUCAUUAUCGUCAAUAUCAUUUCAUUUGUUCUCAAAACACAUCCUGCAUUCCAAAUACCAUCCAUUACAGUGUCAUAUAAUAGAGAAGUUGGCAACGAUGACACCCAAUCGAUAGCCACUUUCAAACAAUGUACCAAUGCUCAUCCGGCAUUCUUCUAUAUUGAUCUCAUCUGCAACAUAUAUUUUAGCGCUGAACUUAUAGUUCGUGUGAUAUUUGCGCCAUCGUUACAACGAUUCGUCAAAUCACCUAUAACAGUUGUCGAUUUAUUAGCAACAGGAUCUUUUUAUUUGGAUUGGCUAGUGACCAGUUUGAUAAACGAUCAACAUAGCUCGAAUUCUAUCGAUUUCCUAUCUAUAUUAUGUGUUCUAAGGCUUUUCAAGCUAACUCAACAUUUCAGUGGGCUUAAAAUACUCAUACAAACAUUUAAGGCAUCAGCGCAAGAGCUAUUAUUACUGGUAUUUUUUGUGUUAUUAGCGAUCGUUAUAUUCGCUGCACUUGUAUAUUACGCUGAACGAAUCGAAAAUAAUCCACAAAAUCAGUUCACUUCGAUACCAGCCGGAUUGUGGUGGGCAAUUGUGACGAUGUGCACAAUUGGAUUCGGUGAUAUGGUGCCCAAAACAUAUUUGGGUAUGUUAGUGGGUUCAUUAUGUGCUCUGAUGGGUGUAUUGACUAUUGCAUUACCAGUGCCAGUUAUCGUUGCUAACUUUUCCAAUCUCUACUCUCAUUCACAAGUAAUUUAUCUAAUUCUUGCAAAUAACUAUGGAAGGCCUAUUUUGCUUUGA